Molecule: messenger RNA, 1026 nt
Organism: Capra hircus (goat)
Lineage: Eukaryota; Metazoa; Chordata; Mammalia; Artiodactyla; Bovidae
Product: interferon beta-2-like
Exons: 1
Coding region: 189-749 (186 amino acids)
Biological process (GO): positive regulation of peptidyl-serine phosphorylation of STAT protein; natural killer cell activation involved in immune response; response to exogenous dsRNA
Cellular component (GO): extracellular region
Molecular function (GO): cytokine activity; type I interferon receptor binding
Source: RefSeq, a predicted model, not a curated record
UUUAAAUGACACGAGAAAAGUGAAAGGGAGACCUGAAAGUGGGAAAUUCCUCUCAAAUAGAAAGAAUGGAGGGCCAUCCUGUAUAAGUAGUCCACACUCAAGGAGGAAGGACAUUCACUCUGCAAACUCUUGAAGACUCAGCUUCAGGACCUUCUAGCAGAACGGGCAGCCCUGGGUCUGAUUUCACCAUGACCUACCGGUGCCUCCUCCAGAUGGUUCUCCUGCUGUGUCUCUCCACCACAGCUCUUUCCAGGAGCUACAGCUUGCUUCGAUUCCAACAAGGACGGAGCCUUGAGGUGUGCCAGAACCUCCUGUGGCAGUUACCUUCAACUCCUCAGCAUUGCCUCGAGUUCAGGAUGGACUUCCAGAUGCCUGAGGAGAUGAAGCAAGCACAGCAGUUCCGGAAGGAAGAUGCCGUAUUGGUCAUGUAUGAGAUGCUCCAGCAGAUCUUCUAUAUUCUCACCAGAGACUUCUCCAGCACUGGCUGGUCUGACGCCAUCAUUGAGCACCUCCUUGAGGAACUCUAUGGGCAGAUGAAUCGUCUGGAGCCAAUCCGGAAGGAAAUAAUGCAGAAGCAAAACUCCACUAUGGGAGACACGACCGAUCUUCACCUGAGGAAAUAUUACUUCAACCUCGUGCAGUACCUCGAGUCCAAGGAGUACAACAGGUGUGCCUGGACAGUCGUGCAAGUGCAAUUGCUCAGGAACUUUUCUUUCCUGAAGAGCCUAACAGGUUACCUCCGGGACUGAACAUCUCCCACCUGUGGCUCUGGGAAGAGACAAUGUGACUUUGAGGUGAGCCUCUUCAGCAGCAGAGGCUCUUGAAGUAAAUGACGAUGCAAUGCACUGAUUUCAAUGGACAGUUAAAGACUAAGCUAUUUUUAAAUUGAUUUAUGCAUUAUUUAUUUAUUUAAACUUUUAUAUGAGAAAUAAAUUAUUUAUGAAACAAAAGUCAAUGUUGCAGUUUCAAUGUCAAUUUGAUUUUUGUGACAACACAUAUUAAAAAUUGCAGAGCACCUUGGAGACA